AUGCAGUGCUUGGCGAUGCAUUGGGGCAGGGCGAUGCUAGCAGUAGCCUUGCUGAGUUUGAAAUGCCAGAAUCUCCAGAAGCUCUUCUUUGGGGUGGGGGACCUGGUUUCAUCGCAGGCAGCGAACAUGACUAGUGCAUCGCAGGGGAUGAUACAGACAGUUGCAACUAAUAAUGCGAGCGCAAGGAAUGCGGUUGGUCGUCCUCCGAGUAAUAACAAAGGCUCGAAUCAGCUUGACAUGGGAGGUGCUCCAGAUCAAAUGAGUGGCACACCUCGAAACUCUAUGUCGCAAGGAAUGCCAAGCCAAUCACAUCCUGGCAUGAUGCAGAAUCAGCAGUCGAUGCCUGGUCAAGUUGGCAUGGGUCCAAUGUCUCCAUCAAUGAAUCAGGGGCAGAUGGGUAUGGGACCAGGAGGGAUGGGUAUGAACCAGGGCGCAGCAGGAAUCGUGCGGACCCCGUCGGGCAGCGCACCUUCUCCUCAUGGCAUGCAGGGUGGAAUGCAUCCUCAUGGUAUGCCUUCCUCAGGAUCAAUAGGAGGGCUCCCCCCAGGUAUGGGCGCUGGGAUGCCACCGCACGCACAUGCCCAGUCGCCUCAGUUUCAGCAGCAGCAGCCAUCCCCGCAGCAGCCAUCCCCGCAGCAACAGCAACAGCAAAUGAUGCACAAUGCUUCUGCUCAGGUUCAGUACAUGCAACAGCAACAAGCGGCUCAAAGGCAAGGUAUGCCGCAGAACCCAUCUGUUCACCCACAGAUGCAACAGCAGGUAGGGGUGCAACAAUCGCAGUCGUCCAUGCAGCCAAAUGUACAUGGACAAUACCCUUCACAAGCUCCGGUGGGACAGCGUCCGCAACAUACUAUGAUGGCCAAUGCCCGUGGACAACCUUCGCCCCAACAUCCUGGUCAUCAGUACCAGCACGGAAUGAUGGCGCAGGCUGCGCAGUCACAAAUGAUGCAGGGCCAGCCGUACGGACAGCAGCAACAGAUGCACUCGCAACAAGGGUCAAUGCCGCAAGCCCCUCCUCAGGCUGCUCAGCAGUCUCCCCAGCAGCUCCAGGCUGGCUCGCCUUAUCAUCACCAAAGCCAAAUGCCAGGCCAACACCCUCAGUAUCAACAGCAGCAAGCCUCUCCCCACCAGCAACAAUUCCAGCAGCAACAUCGAAUGCCGAAUGUUCAAGUUCAGCAACAGCCUACACAGCAGCAACCUGUAGCUGGUGCUCCUGCGCAGACAUCACCAUCGAUUCAUGCUAGCAACAGCCAACAGAUGGGACCUCCUCCCUCGCUGCAAAGCGUUGGAAAUCGGCUGCAAACUUGCCAUUCGAGAAUUUUGGAGGCCUUGCAACGCUGUGCUUCUCUCCUAGCAGCUAUAAGGAGAAUCUGUCCACCUGAGGCCCAGAUGCAAUUGCAACAGCAGAUGCCAAGUUUGAUUAUCGAGGCUGCGCACCAAAAUUUGAUAGCUGCACAGCAAGAUCUUGCUGCUCUUGCCAGAUCUUCAGGAUCGAAUCCGGGUGCAUCUCCAGCGAUGCCUCCUCAAGGCAAUCAGAUGCCUUCUGGAUCGGUCAAAUGGGAUGGGGGAGUGGACAGGGGAUGCCAAUGCAACAACAAAUGCCUCCAGGACAACAGAUGCCCCAGCCAGAUUGUGAAAGAUAGGGUUGGUGUGGAAGGAGGGAACAACGAGACAUACUGCCCGAAUUGCUUCUGCUAUGUGUGUGAUUUCAAAGCUUCCGCAUGUCAGGGCUGGUUGAGAGUGGGACAUUGUCAUGCUCAUGACAAGGACCCAUACUGGCGGGCUUUGCGAGAAUUUACUCGUACAGAGAUGCUUUCGAACAGCCCGUUGCUGCCGGCGUUGGGAUGCGACGAAGCUGCACAGAUGGAAGCACAUCGAUGGUGUGUGAAUGGCCUGCUAGCGUUCCAUCGCUACCGUGAUGGUGAUCCGGGACCUGGUGGCGUCUUCAAUCAUUCUUUCCAGCAUGUGACAGACGUAGCCUCAAGUGCCAUGAAAGCGAUUGUUGGUCACCUAUCCGGUCCCAAGGGCCCACGCACAACUCUUGCAGUACUAGACGGCAUUACCUCUUCCAUUGUCAUCAACACAUGGCGCCCUGGUGCAGCUCAAGAUGCCAAGCACAAGUGGUGCAAAGGGACAUACGCGGCCUACAAAGCUAUCAUCGAGCAACUGGAGAAGUAUUGGGUUCUAGCCAUCGUUCACACGUCGACACGGAGCGUUCCUCCUCAGGCCUUGGCGAUCAUGGCUCAGAGACUGAAGCGACUGAGCAAGUUGGCCGCAAAGGAAGUUGCUGGUGGAACUCCACAGAUGUCUCACGUUCCUUUGACACAUGCUGUGAGUGCGUGUGAGCGAGGUUGGACGCACCCUGUGGUAGUCUCGAUCCUGGAAGGCCAGUGCAGGGAGAUGGGACAACGUGAGGCGCAGACUCUACAACGAGCUCGUUUGCAUGUUCUGGAAAGAGCGCAAAGAUGGAAAGAAGCGUACCACUAUGCUAUCUUUCAUGGGCACGUGGCCAAGUCUUUGGCUUACAUGGUACGGGCCGGCAGGCAUGCAGAGGUUCUCCCCAUGGUCUUCGGCCAGAGCGCUUUAGCAGGAGGAGGCAAGUGCGUGCCAGUUUGUGCCGAGUUGGCCAGCUGCAAUCAAUCGGACAUUGCAAUCAGGCUUGCAAUGUACUGCGCGUUUGGGGAUUAUGAGAAGGAGAUUGGCCAUGGUGACCAGUUGAUCCAGAACAGGAUGCCGUACGUUCAGUGGCUGAUGUCUGCGCAAGAGCUGCAGCAGAGGAACCAGUACGGUGAGGUCUCCAAUGCUGUCGAGUCGGCAAGACGAGACGCCGAGGAGUGGGCGAGACAAGUUUCUGAGGAUCUUUCCAACGCUCUCCGCCACCCACUCAGUGAUGCCCCCCUCGGUUCUCUCUAUUCCUCGAGCAUGUACACUGUGGAGAGGCUUGCAGCGUUGUGCACGGUCGCAAUGCCUGUACUGGCCCUCAACUGCGCCAAGCUGUUAAGUAGAGCUGGGGAUCAUUGCGGGGCUGCCUCGGUGAUCUUCGUUGCUGGAUCCCGGAACGACAAGAACGAUGGCCCGACGCUCGUCACUUGGGCCCUGUCAGAACUUGUGCCAAAGCUUGGAAUGGUGUCCUUCCAGCCGCUCCUGGCGUCGCUGAAUCCGGAGCAGAUCAGCCCUCAGGCCCAGAUGUCAGUAGCUGGUGCGCUCCUAACAGCACAUGAGACCGCCGAGGCCGUCAAGUGGGCAACGAACGCGAACCUCGUAGGAGCACCGCCCGCACAUGAAGUGCCUUACGCUCACUUCGAGAACACCCGCAACUACCGUUCAUGCGAUCUACAAGCUCAUGAGGUUUUGCAGUCCUUCAUAGAUGCGGCAGAGAGCAUCGGCGACACAAACGGAGCGCUCCUCCUGGGCGAGCUCCAGAUGUGGUGGGAACCUUCCUGGGAGCACUUGCAAGCCCUUCAACGGCUCUGUUCCCCUCAGAAGUUUGGACUCAGACGUCAGCAGCUCCAGUCGCUCGCGCUCAACGACGCUAACUGCAAGCCCGAAGUUCGAUGUGAAGUUCUGGUACGAGAGGGGCUGUACACGCAAGCGACUUCUAUCUUGGUGUCCAUGGCCUGUGACAACCCUCAGCUAGCCUACGAGGCUCUGAAGCGGGGGCUGGAGGCACUGGGCAGCCAGAUCGUUACGCAACCUAACGGCAUCAUGGACUCUCUCUGGCCAUGGUUGGAGCAGCUUGUGCCUGUGGGGGAGGGCAUCGACUCGACGAUGGAGAUCCUCGCUCAAUGGAUGCCCCAGAAAGUCAUUGCGCUCUACGACCAGCAUGUCGACACUUGGCAGCGACAUUGCCAACAGAACGCAGUGAACGCUACCACCAAAUCAAGCAUGCGGUCAUGGCUGCUCCGUGCAAGGAGAAUGUACCAGGCUUCAGGACAAUCUGAGCAAUGGGAGAAGAGGUUCUCGGAGCUGACGCACACUCUGCGGCGGAAGAGCUCUCUGUCUUCUGUCUGGGCAGACCUGGGCCCCAACGGGACAAACUCCGUACCGCAAACUCCCAACUCACAAGCAGCAGGCAACGGGACCAGCAACGGGGGGCAAGGGCUGCGGAUUUCUUCUCAAGGAAGCUCGAACAACAUUGGGAGCGGCAGCAUCCCGUCCACGCCUAUCCCAGGCACACCGAGAUGA
This is a messenger RNA of Guillardia theta CCMP2712, 4185 nucleotides long. RefSeq lists its product as hypothetical. Lineage: Eukaryota; Cryptophyceae; Pyrenomonadales; Geminigeraceae. The record is from RefSeq and is a predicted model, not a curated record. Bases 1 to 4185 code for a protein of 1394 amino acids. Gene Ontology annotation, molecular function: transcription coactivator activity; chromatin DNA binding; histone acetyltransferase activity. Gene Ontology annotation, cellular component: transcription regulator complex; histone acetyltransferase complex. The transcript is spliced from 19 exons. Gene Ontology annotation, biological process: positive regulation of transcription by RNA polymerase II.